Messenger RNA from Fundulus heteroclitus (mummichog), 1197 nucleotides. It is a transcript of the gene ap1s3b, whose product is annotated as adaptor related protein complex 1 subunit sigma 3b. Gene Ontology annotation, cellular component: AP-1 adaptor complex; intracellular membrane-bounded organelle; membrane coat. The transcript has 6 exons. Gene Ontology annotation, biological process: intracellular protein transport; vesicle-mediated transport. NCBI's taxonomy places the organism in Eukaryota, Metazoa, Chordata, Actinopteri, Cyprinodontiformes, Fundulidae. The record is from RefSeq and is a predicted model, not a curated record. The coding region runs from base 161 to 631 and encodes 156 amino acids. Gene Ontology annotation, molecular function: clathrin-cargo adaptor activity.
AGGUUUUUUUUUUUCACCCGUUUCUUUUCUGCUCACUGGCUGCACUUCACAGAGGAGGACAGCUAUGUGUUUAGCUGGACCGUUUGACCCCUUGUGAGGGUUAAAGUGUCUGUUUUCCAGUCUUUGGAUAGGGGUUUGUAAUUCUCGGGCCCGCGACAAAAUGAUGCGCUUCAUGCUGCUCUUCAGCCGCCAAGGGCGUCUGCGUCUGCAGAAGUGGUUCACGGCCAUUUCAGAACGGGAGAAGAAGAAGAUUAUCAGGGAGAUGACAACCAUGGUCUUGGCAAGGCCACCUCGUACCUGCAACUUCCUUCGGUGGAAAGACCUGAAGAUUGUUUACAAGAGGUAUGCGAGCUUGUAUUUCUGUUUGGGCGUAGAGGAUGAAGAGAACGAGCUGUUAGCCCUGGAGAUUAUUCAUCGCUACGUUGAGCUGCUGGACAAAUACUUUGGCAAUGUGUGUGAGCUGGACAUAAUCUUUAACUUUGAGAAGGCCUAUUUUAUCCUGGAUGAGUUUUUAAUGGGAGGAGAGAUACAGGAAACCUCCAAACAGAUUGUGAACCGCGCCAUUGAAUCCUCAGACAUGUUACAAGAGGAUGACCACAGUGAGUGGUAUGAUGUGGAGCUGUUUGGAUGACCUUGAAUAUGGACAGACAGACCAUGGAGGAGUAUAUGAGCAAACCUGCGUUUUAACUCAUGGAGAAGGAGGACAAUACAUCACGGAGGACGCCACUGGCUGGAUGAACUGUAAAUGGGGGCGUGAAGUUUCUAAAAUAAAAUGUGCUUGCUUUUAAUGUUUUUAUUCCAAGGUUUUGGAAUGGGUAGGAUUAUUUUUGUUACUCAUUUUUACUGAAUUGAAAUGACACUGCAAUAAAGGAUGAUAGGGGGUUUUGUCCGUUUUUCAUUAUAAUCGUGUUUCAUUCAUGUUAAAACCAUGUGUUGAUGUAUUUAUUGUAAGACAUUUUCACCCCAAGAAAACAUUCCAUCACAAGUGUGCUACUCCGAAUUGUCACUCAGAAUUACACAUCGUUUUUCACACACAGCAAAAUGCCUAAUUAUGAAAUAUUUCUUACAAUUUUUUUUAAUCUAUAAACCAGAUGAUAAAACAUUUUGUGGUAUAUAGAGCAGCUGUUAAUGUGAAUUUUUAACAUGGACAUUUUAUGAUUAAAAUGUAUGUUUUGAUAUAAAAAAAAAGGCUGUUUU